ACAGUUCGACUUCGACGCCGUGUAUAUUUAUUUAAUAAUAAACCCUUGACCCUUCUUAAAAACUGUGCAUAUAAAGUAAAAUAAAGUUGCAACUAAUGCUUAACGAAUAAAAAAUGUGUAAUCUCAUAAUUAAUAGCUGAAACUUAAAAAGAGUUGAACGAAUGCCGUAAAUAUAAUAAUGUUUGAUUAGGUUAUACUUAGUUAAGAAGUCGUGGAUAAAGUAAAUAUAAAUAUACCAAAAUGAAACUUUACUGUCUAAGCAACGAUGCGGCCAAGCCGUGUUUUGUCCUGUCGUUUAAAGAAUUACUCAUCAUGCUGGACUGCGGUCUGUCGGCGCACUCGGUCCUCAACUUCCUACCGCUACCACCAGUGCCGAGUACACGACUCGCUUCUCUGCCCAACUACACACCACCACAUCUCAAUGAUCCUCUCCUUGAAGGGGAAUUAAAAGAAUGCUGUGGCCGUGUAUUUGUAGACAGUAUCCCAGAAUUCUGUCCUCCAUUGGACAAGGUUGUAGACUUUUCCCAACUGGAUGUUAUUCUCAUCUCCAACUACACAUGCAUGAUGGCACUGCCGUUCAUCACCGAGGACACGGGCUUCAAGGGCCAGGUGUAUGCCACCGAGCCCACCUUGCAGAUUGGCCGCUUCUACCUAGAAGAGUUGGCCGAGUGGGUUUCGGGUGGCGCGGGCGGGGCGGGCGCCGCGCGGCGCUGGAAGGAGCUGCUACACGUCUUGCCCGCGCCGCUGGCGCUGGCGGCGCGCCCGCGCUCGUGGCGCCGUCUGUUCUCAGCCGCGGCACUGUCGCGGGCUCUGGCGCGCGUGCGUGUCGUAGGCUACGACGAACGCGUCGACGUAUACGGCGCGCUUGACGCCACGGCAGUGAGCUCGGGCUUCUGCCUGGGCUCCGCCAACUGGGUGCUGAGGUCGGCACACGAGAAGGUGGCGUACGUGAGCGGGUCUUCAACACUGACGACGCACCCGCGGCCCAUCAACCAGGCGGCGCUGCGCGGCGCCGACGUGUUGGUGCUGGCGGCGCUGACGCAGACGCCGGCGCACAACCCGGACCACAUGCUGGGCGACCUGUGCGUGCACGCCACGGUGACCCUGCGCGCGGGCGGCUCGGUGCUGUGUCCCGUGUACCCGUCGGGCGUGCUGUACGACCUGCUGGAGUGCCUGUCGGCUCACCUGGACACUGCGGGUCUGGCGGGGGUGCCACUGUACGUCGUGUCGCCGGUCGCAGAUUCCUCGCUCGCCUACAGCAACAUCCUCGCUGAGUGGGUCUCGGUCGGCAAACAGGCCCGUGUGUACCUGCCCGAGGAGCCGUUCCCCCACGCGGCGCUAGUGCGCGCCGGCCGCCUCAAACACGCGCGCUCGCUGCACGACGACGCCUUCAGUGCAGACUUCCGCCAGCCAUGCGUCGUGUUCUGCGGUCACCCCAGUCUCCGCUUUGGCGCCGCCGUACACCUCGUUGAAUUGUGGGCUUCCAAUCCUGCGCAUGCCAUUAUAUUUACAGAGCCUGAUUUUCCGUACCUGGAUGCGUUGGCGCCAUUUCAGCCGCUCGCCAUGAAGGCGUUCCACUGUCCCAUCGACACCUCGCUGAACUACUCUCAAGCCAACAAGCUAGUGCGAGAGUUGCGACCCCGCGAGCUCGCUCUCCCCGAGCAGUAUGCGGCAGCCCCCGGGGGCGCCGCCCCCCGCCCACACAUCGCGGCCGACGUGCCCACCGUACUGCUGCGCCGCGGCGCCGCGCGGGCGCUCGGUGCGCGCCGCUCCAUGGCGCGCGCCACCCUCAGUGGCGCCCUGGCAGCGCGCGUGGCGCCGCGCGACGUACGCGCCGGUCUGCGCGCGGCGCCGAUACAGGCCGCGCUGCGCGUGCGCGACCGCCGCGUGUCGCUAGACGUGGCGCCGCCGGCUGCACCUGGCGCCCCGCGGGCGCAGGCGCCGCGUCUGGACUGCUCGGCGCCGGACGUGGACGCGCUGGUGCACGCCCUGGGGCGCGAGGGUCUGCCGGACGCACGGGUGGAGCGCAGCUCGGACGGUUGCAUCGUGCACCUGCCGCGGCACGACACGCUGGUGCACGUGGAGCGCCACGCCACGCACGUGUUCUGCCAGGGGGACGCGGCCGUGCGCCAGGCGCUGCGCCGCGCCAUCGCCGCCUGCCUGCCGCACGUCUGACCGCGCUCGUUUCAUUAUAUUAUACCCGAUUACUA
This is a messenger RNA of Spodoptera litura, 2210 nucleotides long. It is a transcript of the gene IntS9, whose product is annotated as integrator complex subunit 9. Gene Ontology annotation, cellular component: integrator complex. Gene Ontology annotation, biological process: snRNA 3'-end processing. NCBI's taxonomy places the organism in Eukaryota, Metazoa, Arthropoda, Insecta, Lepidoptera, Noctuidae. The record is from RefSeq and is a predicted model, not a curated record.